This is a messenger RNA of Brassica oleracea var. oleracea, 1105 nucleotides long. Its product is annotated as ELMO domain-containing protein A-like. Bases 222 to 1031 code for a protein of 269 amino acids. The record is from RefSeq and is a predicted model, not a curated record. The transcript has 10 exons. Lineage: Eukaryota; Viridiplantae; Streptophyta; Magnoliopsida; Brassicales; Brassicaceae.
GAGGAAGCAAUAACCGCACGAGUCGUUUUAAUUUUCCGUUAUGAAGCUUCGAUAGCGGUUUAAACCCGAAAACGAAAACAAAAACAAAAGAAAAGAAACGGCCAAAUCAUUAUUGAUCUAUUUUCGUCUCUCUCUCUGUGAUUUCUGAAUAGUGAAGGGGUUCGAGGUCGAUACGACGCCGGUUAGCUCAUUUCCCGGCGAGAGAGAGAGAGAGAUUGGAGAUGGAUGAUCGAGGAGGAGGAGGCUCGUUCGUGGCCGUGAGGAGGGUUGCUCCACGGCUGGAACAAAGAAGCGUUUACCAUUCUUCAUCAUCUGCUGAGGUUGUGGCUGGAUCGGCAGCUUGGUUAGGCCGUGGCCUUUCCUGUGUUUGUGCCCAGGGAAGCAAUGGCGACACUCGUCUUUCUUUUGAUCUUACACCUGCUCAGGAAGAAUGCCUGCUGAGGUUGCAGAGCCGCAUUGAUGUUGCAUAUGACAGCUCAAUACCUCAGCAUCAGGAAGCUCUCAGGGAUCUUUGGAAACUUGCCUUUCCAGAAGAAGAGCUACACGGAAUUGUUUCUGAGCAGUGGAAGGAAAUGGGUUGGCAGGGAAAAGACCCAUCAACUGAUUUUAGGGGUGGUGGUUUCAUAUCUCUUGAAAACUUGUUGUUCUUCGCUAAGAAUUUCCCGAAAUCCUUCCGGGACCUUCUGCGGAAGCAGGUUGGGGAUCGUUCUGUGUGGGAAUACCCGUUUGCCGUUGCUGGCGUCAAUAUUACGUUCAUGCUUAUCCAGAUGCUUGGCCUUGAAGCAGUGAAACCACGAAGUAUUGUUGGCGAAACAUUUUUGAGAUUCCUUUCAGUGAAUGAAUCUGCUUUUGACCUUCUGUAUUGUAUUGCCUUCAAGCUAAUGGAUCAGCAAUGGCUCUCCAUGCGUGCUUCAUACAUGGAAUUUAACACGGUAAUGAAAUCGACAAGGCGGCAAUUGGAGAGAGAGAUAAUGGUGGAAGACAUAACAGGUAUUGAAGAUAUGCCAUCAUACAGCCUUCUAAGUCAAUAAAUAGCAAGCAGCUUACGAAGGACUACAUUGUAAGUAGAAAGAUCUAACACCUCAAGAAACUCUUAUGUCUAAAA